AAGUGUUUUCUGACGCUAGUGCUGUUGAUUUGUUUUACUGUCGGGUGUGUCGUAGAAGGCGUGUAUUUUGUGAGUUGGGUGCUAACUUGAUGCAGACGUGAGCUGAGACAAUUUCCGUGGUAAUGGCAAACUCAAUAACGGAGAUCUUCUCUUCCUAUCAGGAAUAUCUGAACAACGAACAAGAUUUGAGGGACGAAAUACGUAACAUUGUUAAGGACAUAGAACAACAUGCAAGAGAAAUACUAACAAUUCUUCAAGCUAUUCACCAAGAAGGGGGAAUUCGUGAAAUACCCAAGUGCUGUGAAGCUGCAAGAAAGCAGUUCAAUGAAGUGCAGCUCGCAUUUACUCGACUUGGUAACGCAAUUCCUGCCGAACAAUAUUAUCGUUUUAACGAUCACUGGCGAUAUGCUGUUCAACGGCUAGCAUUCCUUGCAGCCUUGACAAUUUACCUCGAGACGGGAGACUUGGCGACUCGUGAAACAGUAGCUGAAAUACUUGGACUUAAGACACGGAGAGAUGCAGGUUUUCAUUUAGAUCUGGAAGAUUACUUGAUGGGCCUGCUCCAGCUUUCAUCGGAACUGUCACGCUUAGCAGUCAACAGUGUAACCAUGGGCGACUAUGUUCGACCUCUUCAGAUUUCACGCUUUAUUGCUGAGCUGAGUGCCGGUUUUCGGCUUCUGAAUCUUAAAAAUGAUUCACUUAGAAAACGAUUUGAUGUUUUGAAAUACGACGUGAAGAAGAUAGAAGAAGUUGUUUACGAUUUGUCGAUACGUGGUUUGAAACCUCCUGAGGACCCCGAAAUCAAAUGCAGUGAAAGUGCUACGACGGAUUAGUGUAUGUAGCUUUGUUUCAUUUACGACUGCUGACACACUUUUAAUUAAACGAUUAUGUUAUCACUGUGCAACGUAAUCCGUAAAAUUUGUGAUGAGAAAACAGUUUAUUUAUUUUUUUGUGCGUGAAGAUUUCUAAGCCUAAGUGUGAUUAGCACAAUAUUUGUUAACGUGCUGUGUAGGCCUAGUACUACUAAUACAGGCACUUCUGCCAGUUUACGGUCAAUAUUUGGGUGAAUGUAAUCACCAUUUAGGACGUAUGUAUGAUGAUUUUUGGAACCCACAGUUGACGUGAGUAAUGAAUAGGAAAGCUGUUCCUCAGUUAUACUGUGUUUAAAGCAUUUUUUGAAAGAAACAUUGAGGAUUAAGGACUCGUUGAAAAAUUUGUGGUUUCUAGUUUAACAUUUCUGACAAAUGAUUUUCCUAAACACAGCACAUGAUUAAAUAGUAUUCAUUUCUACAGUACAUUAGGAGCAGGAGUGGUGCAAGUUUAUUGCAUAAUUUCUAGCACAUUUAACCGUCAAAACGUGUGUGUGUGUGUGUGUGUGUGUGUGUGUGUGUGUGUGUGUGUGUGAGAGAGAGAGAGAGAGAGAGAGAAUAUGAUAGGCUCAAUUAUGUAAACAUAUACACUAGAAGAUAAUUUAAGCUUACUUCUCUUACAUAAAAAAUACAUGGUCUAUGAAAUAUUGAGCCACCAUUGAGUCACUAUCCUUGAUUAGCAGACUAACACCUGGGGUUUAUAAGGGAUGUUGCAAUUUGUUUACUGUUUGUUCGAUUCACCUGGAUAUUAACUAUGUAAGGGAACUCUUAUCUGUCUGAAUUAUCAGUGUGUGGUAUUUAUUUUAAUGGAUUCUGCAGAAUAUUUCUCUUCUAGCUUCAAAAUUCAGUGAAACUGUUGGAUUCAAUUCCUUUCAGUUUUUUAUUUAAAAUUGGUUACUGUUUCUUAAUUUUAGAACUGUUUUCACAAUUUAAUGAAUGUAUGGCAUGUUUGCAAAGCAGACAGUUACUGAGGCCCUUAGAUUUGAUCUAAAUAAUGACUGCUUAAAGCUGUCCAUGUAUUCGCCACUGAUAUUUUUUAAAAAUUUGCCUGUGCAUUUUUGAUUAACUGGUAAGAAUCUUCAAAGCAGCUUGUAGUAAAAAAAAAAAAAGUUGUCAGUAGAAUUUUGUGCUCAUACAUGGAAUGACAAUAAGAUGGAGGCUCUAGGCAGUUGUCAGUGGUGUAUUUGAAAAUUUUAAAUUGUAUUCUUGUUUCAAACUGCACUGAUCUCUUAAUGACAAUAUUAUAACAGGUUAUUUUUAUUUCAGUACACAACAGAAUCAUUUGUCACCCAUAGAUUUAUUCCAGCCUUUCACAAAUCUUGAACUCUGUUAAUUAGAAUGAUGCAGUGUGAGAAUUAGGCAUGUAGUAACCACUAAAGCUGGACAGUUGCAAGUGUUUGCUGGUGUUACUAUUUGUGCCUUUAACUGUUUUUCCUGCAAUACAUGCAAGUCAUUGGUGAUGUUCCAGACUGUGCCUCAAGUGUGACUUUUGUUAAGAUAAGAUUUGACAUCUAAUUAAAGUAGUUCAAACUGCAGAAUGUGUGUGACAAGAGGAGGGGAAUGCAAGUAAUACUUUGACAGACUGUCAUUUUAUGGUGUAUGCCUGCAUUUUUUUUCUGACCGUGUCUAUUUUCUCAUCAGCUGCAAUAUAUAUUCCCUUCUGUUGUUGGGUAUCUGUUUCUCUGGAAUGCAAGAGACAUUUAAGUCAAUAUUGAGGGGCACUUAGGUGCUCAUAAUGUAUGAUAAUAUAUUGCUUUUAUCUGAUGUAAUAUUUUUCUCAAUAAUUAUGUAGCUAUUGUAGCUUCAAAUUAUAUUGGCUCUAAUUGAGUAAUUAUAAAAAUACUGUAGUCAUAAACGCAAGACUUUUAUUUUGUCUGAUGUAGAAAGAGUAGACACAAGUGGGUGUGCAUUUAAUUGCAAAGCAUUUGUUUAUUACUUUCUGCAGAUAAAGUGACAAAAAUUUAGUUCAAUAUUAUUAGUUAACAUUAUCAACAUUGGUGAAUAACCUAAUGAAAACAAUUAUUCCUGAUAUGAAGAUGAUAAAUACUGGGCGGAAUGCACAAUCAGAGAAAAGGGCAACUGCAUACUGUACAGAGAAAGUGUUGGUCAGGAAGUACAUUCAAAAAAGAUGUCAGACAUUAUAAUUCUUUUUUUUUAUAUGUUUGUGUAUUCUUUGUGGUGAUAUUUGCCACAAUUGAGAUAACAUGCAGAGUUAAAAAUUUCUGGAAGUAAAUCUGUAGAUUGAUAUUGUAAUUUCUGUUGAUAAGCAACAGUGCUGCAUCAUUGGCUAUACUGUGCAAAGAAAAUAACCUUAUAUUGCUAUAUCAUGGCAACUAAAAUUUUGUGACAGACUGAGAUUGUGGCCUGGAUCCCCUGUUUAACUUGAGUAGUAGCCUUAACACAUUACUGCCACAUGUGUAUUGAUGGAUGUUUACUGCCAGGCCUUGGUGUCAAGCCUGAGCCUCUGUUGUGGCCAGCAGCAGACACUUGGUGUUGGAUGUAAGGCUCUGCUGUUAGCUGGGCUGGAGUUGUAUGUCAUAUUAUUGUCCAGCUUGUGUGUGACGUAUGUAACCUGAUAUGUCCUGUCAGUGUGAUUGUAAGGCUCUUGUAAGUUAUUCCUCUCAGACCAUAAGUGACCCCUUCAUCAAGUAGAGAUACUGUUGUCAUAUGCACAGAUCUAGGAACAAACAUGGCACUCUUGCAUUCAUCAAUAUUGUAUGCCCUAGAAUGCAUGUGGCAGAUAGUUCAGGAGCCUUUCAUAUUCAAGGAACUAUUGAAAUUAGUGAAAUUAAUUCACUAAUGGUAUUCUGUGAUGAUGUUAUAUGUAGCAUCUGGAAGUAAUAGGAGGGAAACAUCACAGACUCUGAUAGCCAAAUCUCAUUAUCAAAUGUCGCUUGUGCGACAAACCACAAGGAUCAUCAAAAUACGAAGAUAUCUAACAUAUAUAUAUAUGGACAUGUCGCUUGUUAGCUAUAAUUGGUGUUUGACAGUGUAAGUGUUCCAUAGUUGGACACUUUCCUGUUUUACAAAUUAUUUUGUUUUACUGAUCACAUUUUAUAAUGAGAAUUGACAUCUCAAAACUAUCAUCGUCUUCAUAAAUGGAUUUCAGCCAUGGCUAUUAGAAAAAUUAUUAUAUCAGUUUACAAGUAGGCUAAAUGAUCUGACUGCACAACAUUCGGACAUUGCGUUCUCUAGACUGUGUCAUGAGGAAGAAUCGACAUAAGUGGUGUAAAUCUGUAUAUAUUCACACAGCUGACAGAAGACAAUACUGCGGGAUGUAUUAAUUACUAUUUAUCAUUAACCUAAAAUUGUCUAUUUGUCAGCGAAGACAGUCUAUAUAUGACAAUAAUAUAAUUAGCACGAAAGCAGCUGCCAGUACUGUGAAGGGCAACAAAAUAAGAGCUGCUGCUGCUUUGUCAGUUACACUAAAUAUCAACUACUGUUUCUUAAUCUUUGCUAAGUACACUUCCAUAUAUCAAUGGAAUAAAUGUCAUCUACUAACUAUAAGAA
Molecule: messenger RNA, 4379 nt
Organism: Schistocerca serialis cubense
Lineage: Eukaryota; Metazoa; Arthropoda; Insecta; Orthoptera; Acrididae
Gene: trsn
Product: translin
Exons: 1
Coding region: 123-833 (236 amino acids)
Biological process (GO): RNA metabolic process
Cellular component (GO): nucleus; cytoplasm
Molecular function (GO): sequence-specific DNA binding; single-stranded DNA binding; RNA binding
Source: RefSeq, a predicted model, not a curated record